Molecule: messenger RNA, 3215 nt
Organism: Myxocyprinus asiaticus (Chinese sucker)
Lineage: Eukaryota; Metazoa; Chordata; Actinopteri; Cypriniformes; Catostomidae
Product: endosome/lysosome-associated apoptosis and autophagy regulator family member 2-like
Exons: 22
Coding region: 137-3142 (1001 amino acids)
Biological process (GO): positive regulation of BMP signaling pathway
Source: RefSeq, a predicted model, not a curated record
UACAGCAGGAGCUUAACGCCAAGAAGAGACAGCCGCGUGCUCGCGUUUCAGCCUAUAGUAAAUGCAUAGACAUUGUGAAAUCUUCUUAUCUUUAUUCGGUUGCUUUCUGGUUUUUAUUAAAUCCCGCUUUUAAGAGAUGGAGAAGAGGACGCUUUGGACAUCCUGUUAUUUUGGACGCUUUGUAACGCUCUUCUUCUGCGCGCGAGCGUCAGGCAACCUGCCCCAAUGUAAAGAGACAGACUACUACUUUGAGUACACAGAGUGUGACAGCACUGGCUCUCGAUGGAGAGUGGCCAUUCCUCACAGUCCAGGAAGCUGCACAGGCUUACCAGAGCCAGUCAGGGGCACAGAUUGCACUUUUUCUUGUGAAGCUGGGGAGUUUUUAGAGAUGUCAUCCCAGCAGUGUACAUCAUGCGUGGCUGGCUCUUAUUCGUUGGGCAGUGGCGUACGUUUUGACCAAUGGGAUUCCAUCCCUGUGGGAUUCAGUAGUCUGGCCACAUACAUGGACUCAGGAGGAACGGGGGAUGAUUCUAUGACCUGCCACAAUUCUUCAUGGAUAGCUCAGGGAACUCACUUGGAGUCCAAUCGCGAUGAUUGCACAGUGUCGCUGGUGUACGCAGUGCAUCUCAUGAAACAGGGCUCCGUUUCUUUCGACUAUCAAUAUGUCGACAGCAAUGUCUUCUUUGAGUUCUUCAUUCAGAAUGACCAAUGCCAGGAGAUGGAUCAAACAGGAAGUGAGAAAUGGAUCAAACUCACCACCAGCGGAGAGUGGGGAACUCAUACAGUCAAUCUGAAGUCAGGAACAAAUAUUCUCUAUUGGAGAACCACAGGAAUGCUCUUGGGUGGGAAAUCUGUGAAGCCGGUCCUUUUGAAGAACAUUCAGAUUGAAGGUGUGGCGUACACAUCAGAGUGUUUUCCAUGCAGACCGGGCACCUUCAGUAAAACUCCAGGCUCUUCGGCAUGUGAUCUUUGUCCCAGGAAUACGUACUCUAGCAAAGGAGCCAGUUCCUGCACACCCUGCUCCGAGACACAGUAUUCCCAGGAGGGAUGGUCGGAGUGUAAAGAGAGACCUCCCUGUUCAGAGAAAGACUACUUCCAAAUCCACACAGCCUGUGAUAGCGACGGCAAGACCCAGAUACUGUACAGGUGGGUGGAGCCACAGGUGUGUGUGGAGAAUGUGACCGGCGCUGUGAAGCUGCUCCCUUCUGGAGAGAAAGAGGACUGUCCACCCUGUAAUCCAGGCUUCUACAUGCACAACUCCUCCACCUGUCUGCCUUGCCCACAAGGGAUGUAUUCUGAUGGCACGACAGAAUGUCAACGAUGCCCAGGGGGAACUGAACCUUCUCUAGGAUAUGAGUACAAGUGGUGGAACAUCCUUCCGAGGAAUAUGAAAACUUCUUGUUUUAAUGUCGGCAACUCCAAAUGUGAUGAAAUGAAUGGUUGGGAGGUGGCCGGCGACCACAUCCGUAGUGGAGUGGGAGGCUCAGAUAAUGAUUACCUCAUCUUAAAUCUACGAGUGCCAGGAUUCAAACUUCCUACUUCUGUGGACGAUGCUUCAGCUUCUGAGUUUGGCCGAAUCACUUUUAUUUUUGAAACCAUUUGCAGUGCAGAUUGUGAACUCUAUUUUAUGAUGGAUGUGAACAGGAAGAGCACCAAUGUGGUGGAAUCAUGGGUAGGAAGUAAAGCCAGACAGGCUUACACCCACAUCAUGACCAAAAAUUCAUCUGUGUCUUACACAUGGGCUUUUCAACGUACCAACAAAGCCAUGGAUGUGCGUCAGUAUGUGAAUGACAUAGCGAAGAUCUACGCGAUCACAGUGACUAAUGCUAUGGAUGGCUCAGCGUCUAGUUGUCAUGCCUGUGCUAUGAUGAGUCAGCAGGACGGCUCUUCCUGUGUUCCCUGCCCUGCUGGACACUUCAUCAAUAAAGACACCAAUCAGUGCCAAGAGUGCCCGCCCAACACCUUCCUAUCUGGGCAUCACAUAUAUGGGCGUGAGGCCUGUCAGCCCUGCGGCCCUGGCAGCAAGAGCAACAAGGAACACUCUGUGUGUUUUAACGACUGCACAUUCUCACAUGUGGAUCAGAACCGGACUUUGACUUACGACCUCAGCACCUUAAGUUCAGUGGGGUCAAUCAUGAAUGGCCCUAGUUUCACCUCCAAGGGAACAAAAUACUACCAUCAAUUUAACAUCAGUCUGUGUGGGGCAGAGGGAAAGAAAGUGGCCGUGUGCAGUGACAACGUUACAGAUCUGUCCAAUAAGGACCUGCAAAAUGAAUCAGCCUAUCUCAACAAUUUUGUGGAGACUUUUGUAUGCCAAUCAACCAUCAUCCCUGCAGAUGGGCGGGGCUUCAGGACAGCCCUGUCCUCUCAGUCCAUCAGCCUGGCUGACACUUUCCUUGGAGCUUCUGUUGAUAACACUCUGGAUGGAGUGACUGUUAGCCUGGAUCUGUUCCCCGAAUCGUCACGGAAAGUUCCAGAUAUCAACUUCUUCUAUCGCUCUCCCCAGCCAACUGCAUCCUGUCUGAAUGGUCGUAGCACAGUCGUAACUCUGCGCUGCAACCCUGAGAAGAGUGACCGCGGAAUGCUCGCUGUGCCAAGUAAGUGCCCAGCAGGUACAUGCAAUGGCUGUGAGUUUCAUUUCCUUUGGGAGAGUUCUAGUGCUUGUCCACUUUGCACUCAGGCUGAUUACCACUCAAUAGAAGGAGCGUGCAAAGGAGGAGUGCAGGACACCCUCUUUGUGUGGAAUGAACCAAAACUCUGCACGAAAGGAGUGUCAUUCCCGAACAAGACAUCCGCCCACUGUGAAGUGGUCAGCCUAUGGGUGAAGGCAGGAAUUGGGGGCGGAGCCUUCAUGGCUGUCCUCCUUAUAUCUCUCACAUGCUACUUUUGGAAAAAAAACAAGAGGCUUGAAUAUAAAUAUUCCAGGCUGGUGAUGUCAGCCAAUAAGGACUGCGAGUUGCCAGCAGCGGACAGCUGUGGAUUAGCGGAAGGAGAAGGGGAGGAGAAUGAGGACGAUGUUGUUUACUCAAAUACUCCUUCAUUACUGGGUAAACUGAAAGCUAUUGCUAGCAAGGCAGAUGGGGACAGCAGUGAGUCAGUACAGCUGAAGUCUUCUCAGUCAGAGAGAUGGGUGUGGGGAUAACACACUGGAGAAGAGAAGGAUCACUCAUGUACAACAGAGAACAAUGUACAAGUGUUCAGGUUCAACAUCGUUC